AUGGGGGAAAGUUCUUCAUCAAAUGUUUAUGCGAAUAACAGCGGAGAGCAGAAGCUUGCUUGCCUUGCGUCUGUAAAGGAAGAAUAUGUUCAUGCUAAAAACAUAAGGAAAAGAAAGCGAAAGCGCGAAAUCAACCGAGAAUUCGGCAAGAAAAUAGCGAAGAAAAGUGUAGACUGUUUGGUUAGCAGUGUUUGUGAAGUAAAGUCAGAAGCCAUAAUUGGAGCCGUUGAACAGUUACCAUGUAUAUGGGAUUCAGCAUGUGAGGAUUAUCGAGACAGAUCAAAGCGAAAACAGAGCUGGUCUGCCGUUUGUCGGAUGCUUAUCUCUGAUUUUGAUAGUAAAGAACGAACAGAACGUCAGUUCAUUGAAAAAGAAAUACAAAACAAAUGGAAAAAUAUACGUGAUUGCUAUGUUCGAGACAUACGGAGAAAAAAUGGAGAGCCAGUAAAAUCAAGGGGAAAAAGAACGCGUGAAUACAUCCAUGCGGGUUUGCUAUCUUUUUUGAAAAAUUGCUAUGCUUCGCAACGGAAAACUGUACAGAUUACAACAAAUGACUCCCAGAGUAGUAAUGAAUUUCUUCUUGAUUCUAUUGGGAAACCUUUUAUUGAUCAAGGCCGAGAAGUUAGUUGUGAUUGGAUCAAGCAAGAAGCAUUGGAAGAGAAACUAGGGAUGAUUCUAGAAGAACGAUCUAAAGCAGAUGAUAAAUAUAGUUCUUUUUUUUCAUCAUUGUUACCAGCAAUACAAAAUAUGAAUGCUGAACAGAAAAUUGAAUUCCGAAUGGAAGUUCUUCAGGUGUUGCAGCAAAUUUCUGCAAAGGAAAUAGUACCGUCGUUAUUUUUAUAG
Messenger RNA from Thelazia callipaeda (thelaziosis nematode), 843 nucleotides. NCBI's taxonomy places the organism in Eukaryota, Metazoa, Nematoda, Chromadorea, Rhabditida, Thelaziidae. The record is from the annotation of a GenBank genome assembly.